Anopheles moucheti is the source of this 2895-nucleotide messenger RNA. Its product is annotated as lysosomal alpha-mannosidase-like. Lineage: Eukaryota; Metazoa; Arthropoda; Insecta; Diptera; Culicidae. Gene Ontology annotation, molecular function: carbohydrate binding; alpha-mannosidase activity. The record is from RefSeq and is a predicted model, not a curated record. Gene Ontology annotation, cellular component: lysosome. Gene Ontology annotation, biological process: mannose metabolic process. Bases 16 to 2895 code for a protein of 959 amino acids. The transcript has 4 exons.
GCUCCGAAGGAAGGCAUGAUCAAUGUUCAUCUAGUUCCACACAGCCACGACGAUGUCGGUUGGCUUAAGACGGUCGAUCAGUAUUACUACGGAAGUCGUAACAGCAUUCAGAAAGCGGGAGUACAGUACAUUCUGGAUUCGGUCGUGCACGAACUGCUAAAAGACCCAAAACGUCGGUUCAUCUACGUAGAAUCGGCAUUCUUGAAGAAAUGGUACUUGGAACAGACACCAGAGAUCCAACACCAGGUGCACAUGUUGGUAGAAGAAGGCCGCCUAGAAUUCGUCGGCGGCGCCUGGAGCAUGAAUGAUGAGGCGGCCGUUCACUACCACAGUGUUGUUGAUCAGUUUACCUGGGGUUUGCGGUUCCUGAAUGAUACAUUUGGAGAGUGCGGACGUCCACGCAUCGGUUGGCAGAUUGAUCCGUUCGGACACUCGCGUGAACAGGCGUCUCUUUUCGUGCAGAUGGGAUACGACGGUUUAUUUUUCGCCCGACUCGACUACCAGGAUAAAAAUAAUCGUAUGCAGAAGAAAACUCCGGAAAUGGUCUGGUACACUAGUAGCAGCUUGGAAGAAAACGAGCUGUUUACAAGCGUGCUGUACAAUCACUAUUCUGCACCACCGGGUUACUGUUUCGAUGUGUUGUGUAACGACGAUCCAAUGAUUGAUGAUCAGCAGAGCACUGAUUACAAUAUUAAAACAAAGAUUGACACAUUUAUCACCUGGUUGGAGAAGAUGGCCGAAUCUUAUCGGACGAACAAUUUGAUCCUCACGAUGGGUGAUGAUUUCAACUACAUGAACGCCGUAAUGAACUUCAAAAAUAUGGACAAACUUAUCAAGUACACAAAUGAACGGCAGUCUGAAGGAUCAAAGAUAAACGCAUUCUACUCCACACCUUCCUGUUACGUCAAAGCGGUCCAUGGUGCAAAUGUUGAACUACCGACAAAGUCUGAUGAUUUCUUCCCUUACGAAUCCGACUACCAUUCGUUCUGGACGGGAUACUUCACAUCCAGACCUACCCAGAAGCGUUACGAACGAGAAGGAAACCAUUUCCUGCAGGUUUGCAAACAACUUUCGGCCAUUGCACCAAGGAAGGAAACCUUCUACGAAGAUCACCUCACUACCUUGCGCGAUGUGAUGGGAGUGAUGCAGCAUCAUGACGCGAUCACCGGUACCGAGAAACAACAUGUAGCAGACGACUAUGCACGCAUGCUGUACGAGGGCUUCGAGGCAUGCAGUAUCAAUACUCGGUCGGCUCUGAACCAACUGGCUGGAGAACGAGACAACUUCAACUUCGAGUUUGGAUACUGCAAACAGGCGAACAUCAGUGCUUGCGCAAUGACCGAGAACUCGGAUAACAAUUUGGUGUUGUUGUACAAUCCUCUAGGACACAGUUCGAAUGACUUUGUGCGCCUACCGGUGAAGGAAGGUAGCUAUCUGGUUCACAAUGAUCGAGGACAGACGGUUCCAUCUACCCUGAUCCCGAUUCCAAGCUCAGUGAUAGAUCUUCCGUUCCGAGAAAGCGUGGCCACUCACGAACUGGUGUUCCAGGGUGAACAAGUUGCUCCAGUGGGUUACAAGUCGUACUACGUCUCGAGAGGGGAUUCUAGGGGAUCGUCGUCCUCUGCAGAAAUACGUCAAGAGGAUAAUGUGAGCAUCGGCAAUGAACAUCUGACGGUACGCUUCGACGAGAACGGAUUCCUGAGCUCGAUCACGGUCCAUGGAGAAACGCAUGCUCUGAAGCAACAUUUCCUGUACUACGACGGAGCCUUGGGAAACAACGAGGAGUUCCGCAACCGAUCUUCCGGAGCGUACAUCUUCCGUCCAAACGGAACUGAGAAGACUGUAACCGACGUCGUUGAGAUACAGGUGGUGAAGAGCGACAUUGUGCAGGAAGUACAUCAAGUAUUUAACGAGUUUAUCAGUCAGGUGAUCAGAGUGUAUGCGGGCCAAGAGCAUGUGGAGUUGGAAUGGCUAGUGGGGCCAAUACCGAUCGACGAUGGUAUUGGCAAGGAAAUAAUCUCUCGCUUUGAAACGGACAUCAAGAGUAAUGGUGCGUUCUUUACGGAUUCGAAUGGGCGAGAAAUGCUUCGUCGUGUGCGAAACUACCGUGAAACAUGGGAAUUGGACAUCGUUGAACCUGUGUCUGGCAACUAUUACCCAAUAACAGCCAAGAUUGCCAUUGAGGAUGAGCAAUCCCGGUUGGCUGUGUUAAACGAUCGCGCACAGGGAGGAUCUAGUCUGGUAGACGGUCAACUGGAAUUGAUGGUCCAUCGCCGACUGCUUCGUGAUGAUGCAUUUGGUGUAGGAGAAGCUCUGAACGAAACACAAUAUGGGACUGGACUGGUUGCUCGAGGAAAGCAUUAUCUCGUCUUUGGUUCAUCACAAAAAGACGUCAGCCCCACACUGCAGGCAAAGGAACGAUUCCUGCAGAACAAAGUGCUGCUACCCAGCUGGCCAUUCGUCAAUCCCGUUGAUAAUUUACUGACCUAUGACGAUUACCUUUCGAACUUCCGCAACAUCUACUCGGCUAUCGCACAACAGUUGCCGCCGAACGUGAAUCUACUCACACUCGAACCAUGGAAAGAUGGUACGGUGCUUGUUCGUUUUGAACAUCUGUUCGAGAAGAACGAAGAUCCAGUAUAUUCACAAGCCGUGCGCAUCAACAUUCGCAACGUUCUGUUCGCUUUGAACAUUGAAAGUAUCCAUGAAACUACUCUCGCCGGCAAUCAGUGGAAGGCUGACUCGCAACGAAUGCAAUUCAUUACAGAGUCUUCAGCCAAUGAAAUUGAUCCUAAGUACCAGGUGGAACAUAUUCCGAUGGCGCAGGAAAGCACGGACUUCGAUAUUGAACUUCAACCGAUGGAGAUUAAAACGUUUGUUGUGAAACGGCGAUAG